This is a messenger RNA of Osmia bicornis bicornis, 1245 nucleotides long. Its product is annotated as putative gustatory receptor 2a. The transcript is spliced from 2 exons. Gene Ontology annotation, biological process: sensory perception of taste. The record is from RefSeq and is a predicted model, not a curated record. Gene Ontology annotation, cellular component: neuronal cell body; dendrite; axon. Bases 1 to 1245 code for a protein of 414 amino acids. NCBI's taxonomy places the organism in Eukaryota, Metazoa, Arthropoda, Insecta, Hymenoptera, Megachilidae.
AUGGAAGAAGAAAUAACUAUUCGAAUGGAAGAGAACGUCUCGAAACCGGAACAGAAAUUGCGCCCAAUAAUGUACACCACCUGGUUACUGGGUGUCGGAGUGGCUCGACCACAAAAUUGUCCAAAUUCAAUCACAAUCAUUCUUCGCGUUAUUCAUUUUGGCUUAUGCUCGGUGAUCGUCGCUUUCAGCACGAUGGAUUUCGUGAAUUUCGGUAAAGUGUUCCACAGUCAAUUGUUCGAAAUUAUGUACUGGAUGAACGAGACAAUGUGUCACGUAGCAUCGUACUAUUACGUCGGCCAUUUGGUAAAACAUUACAACAAAUGGCCUGAAUUGAUGAAGAAGCUCGAGUUUUUGGAUCUACAUAUUGGAAAAGAAGUGUCUAUCAACGAUGGAUCAAUGAAGAUCAGACAGAUCCUGGCUGUUCUGACGGUUUGUCUGUCUGGACCUGUGUCAUUGAUCGUCCAUGUUCUCUACUAUUACUUCACUGCACCGGAUCAGAUCUUUGCUUCGGAUUUGUUGCUUUAUUACACGAUUUCACAGACACUGGGAAACAGCUUCGUGUUUGACAUAAUCGUGUACAUGAUCUGUCAGAGAUUCAGGGCGAUCAAUGAGAUGAUCGAGCAAUUGGACGAAGGAUCAGGUAUGCAUUGGACUGCGUUGAAAAUAAGAAGAAUCAGAAGACUGCACAAUGAAAUAUGUUCUGUAAUAAUGACGGUAAAUGAGAUCUAUGGCAUAGAUCUACUGAUAUGUUCCACAAAUUCUUUCAUAAUGGUAGUUGCAAAAUUAUUCAGAAUUUAUAUGAGUGCCGCGGAAAAGAAGAAUGGUUUCAUAUUAAUAAAUAACAUAAUAUGGAUGAUCUACGGAGGGCAAUUCGUUAUAAUGUGCUGGGUGUGCACGCUGACUCAUCGAGAGAUAAAUAAAAUUGGUCUAUGUAUAAACCAAUUUACUUUGAACGUUCAACAUUCAACGAAAUUCAACAAGCUGGCAUUUUUCAAUAAUUUUCGAAACAGGGAACCGGAACAAUUAGAAAUAUGUGGCGAUAACACUGCGUUAAAUUUAAAUGGUUUUGGAAUCGAAAAUCUGCUGAGGACAAACUUUGAACGAGACUGUGUCAGAAACGAAAUUAAUGAUUUUUCAUUGCAAUUGCAACAACAUCGUAUUGCAUUUACAGCCUGCGAUUUCUUUGAAAUGGAUAAUUCGCUGCUUACAAGAGUAAGUAUCACGAAUAUAUACUUUGUUAUUUAA